Molecule: messenger RNA, 2262 nt
Organism: Psilocybe cubensis
Lineage: Eukaryota; Fungi; Basidiomycota; Agaricomycetes; Agaricales; Agrocybaceae
Exons: 8
Coding region: 1-2262 (753 amino acids)
Biological process (GO): intracellular protein transport; COPII-coated vesicle cargo loading; COPII-coated vesicle budding
Cellular component (GO): COPII vesicle coat; endoplasmic reticulum exit site
Molecular function (GO): zinc ion binding; GTPase activator activity
Source: RefSeq, a predicted model, not a curated record
AUGGCAGAGUUUGAGGAUGCUGAAGAACGGGACGGUCAGCAGGGUUCGUUUGUCGUGGAACGUCUGGCCGUCAUCACGCUCAGAAGCAACGAGGAUGGUUAUUCCAAUCUCUGUGCUGUAUACGCCAAUGUUGAUCCGGGUGGACCUUCCGCCAUUGCUGUACGAACCGGUUGUAUGCAGGGCGCCUUGUCGCUCUAUUUUGAACCCAUACUGGUAGAUAUACGCGCAAAACUCUGGAUAUGCCCUUUUUGCCUUUCUCGCAAUGCUCUUCCGAUUCACUACAAGGAUAUCUCAAACACGAACCUUCCUGCAGAGCUCCUACCUAACCACACAACCAUUGAAUACGUGCUACCUCAGCUGUAUCCACUCCCACCGAUAUUUCUGUUUAUUGUCGACGUAUGUCUAGACAACGACGCCGAACUCAGGGCUCUGCGCGAUACUAUUGUCAUCGGUUUAGGCUUACUACCGGCCAACGCUCUUGUUGGUUUGAUUACGUAUGGAACCACGAUUCAAGUCCAUGAAUUGAGAUUUAGCGAGUGCAACAAAUCCUACGUGUUUCGAGGCAGUAAGGACUAUACACCCGCCCAAAUUGCCGAUCUACUUGGUCUGAAGGCUCCAAAUCGACGCCCAGGGUUACCUUUCACUUCUCCAUUCCUGGUGCCAUUAGAGCAGUGUGAAUUCCAGCUGACGGGUAUUCUCGAAACGCUGUUACGCGACCCAUGGCCUGUUGCUAAUGAUAUGCGCCCCCUUCGAUCUACGGGGGGUGCACUAAAUGUUGGUGUUAGUCUCCUCGAGCUGACGUAUCCAAAUACUGGUGCUCGUGUGAUGCUAUUCACCGGAGGGCCUCCUACAGAAGGUCCUGGCGCAGUUGUUGGGAAUGAACUCAAAGAACACAUUCGGUCACAUCAUGACAUUGAGCAAGACACUGCCAAACACUACAGGCGGGCUAUCAAAUUCUACGAGGGUCUCGCCAAGCGCGCAUCGAGAAACGGCCAUACCAUCGAUGUCUUUGCGGGUUGCCUCGAUCAAGUUGGUCUGCAGGAGAUGAAAUCACUACCAAACUCGACGAAUGGCGUUAUUGUCUUUGCCGACUCCUUCAUCACCUCUAUAUUUAAGCAAAGCUUUUUGCGCAUGUUUGAUAAGGACGACGAAGGGCACCUUCAGAUGGGAUUUAAUGCGACACUGGAAGUCCAAGCUACAAAAGAACUGAAAGUUUCCGGUCUCAUUGGUCAUGCCAUCUCAGCUGAGAAGAAAUCCACACAUGUUGGAGAAACUGAGAUUGGAAUUGGUGGCACAUCGGGCUGGAAGAUUGCUGCAAUCACUCCCCAUGCGUCUUUUGGAAUUUACUUCGAAGUCGUCUCACAGGCUGAGGAAUCGCUUCAUCCAGGCUCUCGUGGUCUGCUUCAAUUUGUUACGCAGUUUCAGCAUUCAUCGGGUCAGCAGCGACUGCGCGUGACGACCAUUGCUCGUACAUUUGCAGAAGCCGGGUCCCCUAGUAUUGCUAACUCUUUCGAUCAAGAAGCCGCUGCCGUGCUCAUGUCACGUAUUGCCAUUUACAAAGCCGAAGUCGAUGAGGCUCCAGAUGUGCUUCGAUGGGUAGAUCGAAUGCUGAUUCGCCUGUGUCAGAAAUUCGCUCAAUACAGGAAAGAAGAUCCAAGCACCUUCAGAUUGGCAGAUAAUUUCAGUAUCUAUCCACAGUUCAUGUUCCAUUUACGCCGAAGCCAGUUCCUGCAAGUGUUCAAUAACAGUCCUGAUGAAACCGCUUUCUAUCGUCACGUCUUGAAUGAAGAAGACGUCAAUAAUUCUCUCACUAUGAUACAGCCCACACUGAUGUCGUACACCUUCGAUACACCAGCUCAACCGGUGCUCCUUGAUAGUGUGUCUAUCAAACACGAUACAAUUCUCCUGCUCGACAGUUUUUUCCAUAUUCUUAUCUUCCACGGAAGCCAGAUAGCGCAGUGGCGUAAACUCGGGUACCAAGAUCAAGAAGGAUACGAAAAUUUUAAGGAGCUCCUUGAAGGACCGGUCGCUGAUGCACAGGAACUUCUCGUGGACCGCUUUCCGGUACCGCGUUACAUUGUAUGCGACCAGGGAGGUAGCCAGGCUCGUUUCUUGUUAUCAAAGUUGAAUCCAUCAACGACGCACAUGUCCGCGAACAUGUAUGGUACAAUGCCAGGUGUUGACCCUGGUCAAGCCAUCUUUACAGAUGAUGUCAGUUUGCAAGUAUUUAUGGAACAUUUGAAGCGCCUGGUGAGCACCUAG